CCUCGGUACUGGAGGUGGCUGCACAGCCUGGGGUUGGGGCAGGGAGCUGUGCUGCCUUCAGCACAUACAGAUGGGUUUGUCGUGAGCCAUCUGGGAAGAAGAAAUCAGGAGAGAGCCCGUGUUUGGGUUUGAGGUUAACUGGAUUUCUUGUAAAUAGUCAGCAGAGGUCACUGCCUGUUGGGGUGACCAAACGAGGCCCAGCUCGCUGUGGUUUGAAGAAGCAAAUCUGUUAUCCUGCAUUUUGGCCGGGGCUCAGGCAGGCUCCGGGAAGGUAAUAUUUCCCUCUAGGUCUGGGGAUGUGGGACGUUUCUUUGGCCAAAAGAAAUCCCUGCUCUGGCAGAACCAGCUGCGAGAAACACAACCCGGGGUAAGAAGGGCACCGCUGAAUUCACGAUGACAAUUGAAGCUUAAGCAAAAGUGCACAGAGUGUGAAAGGAGCAAAUGGUUGCGGCCUCUGCCAAAACUCUGUUACUAGAAAACAGUGGGAAUUGUGCGCGGUGUCAGCAGAGGGGCUGAGCCCGGGGCGCUGCUGAGCGCUGUGCUUUGUGUUUGUGUUACUUCAAUGGGAUUAGAGACAGCCAAGUGAGGAAACCCCAUGGGCAUUGCUGGCCCUGAGGCUUUUGGAUAAGAACCAUGGUGCCCAGGGGGAUGCCAUCGCCUUGAGGAUGCCCAUGGGCAUCGUGCAGGAACCAGCUCUGGAUGCCUUCUCCCUCCCCCCCGGACCAUUUCAGCUGGCAGCUCUGCACACAAAGCAAACAAUUUCAACAUCUGCUUGGGUUGCGUUCAAUUUUCUAGCGUUUUGUUUUGUAGGUUGAAUAAACUUCUUCUUUCUCGCUAGGAGGAGUUAAUCAUUGCUAGGCGAACUGGCACAGGCCUGGUCCCUGCAGAGCGCAUGGUUGGCUACAUGCGGCCAUUUCUGAGGGUGUGGGUGGAUCAGAACCCCUCCUUCAGCACAGCUGGGCCGUGUCAGGGCCAUCGGAUGCACCCAUCGCUGCCCACAGAGCCCAGUCCAUUGCCAUCCCCUGCAGAGCCCAGAUUUUUGGCCUAGAAAAAGCAUGCUGUGACACCCACGGCGCAAUAAGGAUGAGGAUGGUGCCAGCUCCAGAGGCAGUGAGACCAAGGGGCUGUGCUGCUGUCCUGGUGCUGCUCCUCACUGCUGCCCUGGUGGUGGACACCCAGGGUGCCUGCGGUGCUCCACCACGGUUCCCAUUCGCAGAACUGAAAGAGGACUACCUGCACAACACGACAUUUUCCAGCGGGGACAAGGUGGAAUACAGCUGUCGGCCAGGCUACAUGAGAAAGCUCGGGGCCCAGAACACUUACAUUUGUGACAGGAACAAGUGGAAAGGAUCAAACAACUUCUGCAUACCAAGGCUCUGCAAUUACCCUGGAGAGCCAACCAAUGGCCGGCUCGUGGAAGUACAGCAGUUCAGCUUCGGGUCCAUAGCAAACUACAGCUGUGACACUGGGCACAGACUGGUUGGAAAUUCCCAGAUUAAGUGUGUGAUUAAAGAUGGGCAUGUUGGUUGGGAUGGAAACGUUCCCGUCUGUGAACCAAUUCCGUGUUUACCCCCUCCAAAAAUAGAGAACGGAGACCACAACGGAGGUGACGUCACGCUCUUCACUUACGGAUCUUCUGUCACUUACCGCUGCCACACCGACAGCAGGGGGAAUAAACGUUUCUCAAUGGUGGGGGAUGCCUCUAUUUUUUGUACGACCACUGACAACCUGAACGGUGUCUGGAACAAGCCAGCCCCGGAGUGCAAAGUGGUGAGCUGCAGGCAACCCUGGGUGGAGCACGGCAAGCUGCAGAGCAUGUACAGGGCUGAGUACACGUACGGUGACACCGUGGUCCUCGACUGCGAAUUCCGCUACUCGCUGGAAGGCAGCGACACGGCCAUGUGCCAGGAGGAUGGCAGCUGGGACCCACCGCUACCGCUCUGCCAGCGCAGCAGCUGUGACGACCCUCCCGACGUGCAGAACGCUGUUAAAGCAAGACUUGCAGGCAAUUUAUUUCCUGUUGAGACUGUCAUCACCUAUGAGUGCAAGACGGGCUAUGAGUUCAGCCCUGGAGUAACAAUGCAACACGUCAGUUGUCUGCCAGAUUUUACAUGGAGUGAAACUCCACCGCCCUGUGAAAGAAUUAGUUGCCCGAAUCCAGCUACCAAGAGGGGAAUGGACGUAAGCUUCUGGGACAAAAAAGACGUGUAUGUGUUUGGAGACAGAGUCCGAAUUAUUUGCGACCCUGGCUAUGUUUUCAAAGAUGAUGCCAAUUACGUUGUGCUUCAGUGUACAAACAACGGCACGUGGAACCGGCCAGCACCAGAGUGCGUCCCAGAACCUCAUUGCUCAAAGCCUGUCAUUGAUCACGGAAGAGAGGUUUAUAGGAGCAAAACAGAUUACAGUGUUGGGACUCAGCUGAGGAUAGAGUGCGAUGAAGGCUACGUUCUCAUUGCCCAAGAGUUGGUCACGUGCCAGGCUGAUGGGAACUGGUUCCCCACGUUACCCUACUGUCAGCAAGUCUGUGGCCCUCCUCCGCAAGGCACCCAUGGGCUGAACAUCAACUCAACAUCAUCAUUCUUCCCCUAUGGCUACAGAGUGAACUAUGAUUGUCCCCCGGGGCUGUCCCUCAUUGGGGACGAGUCCAUCUACUGCACCUCUGAAGAUGGAGUGAACCUGGAAUGGAGCGGCCCUGCCCCAGAGUGCAGGGCUGUUCACUGCCCCACGCCCGUGGUUGAGCACGGAGAGAUGGUUCCGCUGCGGCACACGUUCCCCUAUGGGACAUCUGUGAGCUUCUACUGCAAGAAGGGCUUUGCGCUGCACGGCAAUGCCGAGAGCCGCUGUGCAGCUGAUGGCAUCUGGCAGCCAGACCUGCCCCAGUGCCAGCCAGUUAAGUGUCCUGUACCGAGCAGCAAGGAGGAGGACCUAGAGAUUUUCUCUAACAAGGAAAAGUACGAGUUUGAUGAAUCUCUGCACUUCUCCUGCAAGCAGAGUCGCGAUCCAGCAGAAAUAUUGCUUACCACCUGCUCUAGUGAUGGCUCUUGGAUGCCGCCACCCAGCUGUAAAACGUUUUAUGUGUGCAAGAAGAUUCGUCAAAUCCAGGAAACUUUCAAGUGCGGAAUUCCUCUGCCAGAACUGAAAACUUUGCUGGAAGUACAGAAACUCUACCUGGAGAUCCAGAAGCUGCAGAAGGAGCUGGGAGCCAAAAGAGGCCACUGGUGGCAUAAUUCUGCCCUAUCUGUGCCUUGCUCCCUGCUGUCCCCACGCAGCGCAGAAGGAGAGCAGUGCUGCCGUCAGCGUGGCCCGCCUGCCUGUCCCCCACUUCCUCCGCCUGCUUCCCCUUCCCCAGAGAUUUUUUGCAGUCCUGUGGCACGGCCGCUGCUCGCCAUGUGGGUGCUCCUGGGCUGGAUGGGGCCGCUGCUGGUGCUGCAGCCGGCAGGGAGCCUGGCCCCAGAGGUGCGGUGCCCGAUCCCGGUGAUUGCACAUGGGCGGCUGAAUCCUGCACCGAAGAACUUCACCUCCGGGAGCAAGGCCAUGCUCGAGUGCGACGCCGGCUACGUCCCUGCGGGCGGCAGCACCGUGUGGUGUCUGAGCAGCGGCAGGCUGCAGCCACGGACACCGGCGUGCAUCCGAGGUCGCUGUCCUGCCCCUCCCGCUGUUGACCACGCCGACCGAAGAACUUCAUAUGAGCUCCUGGUGGGUUCCACCGUCACCUACUUCUGCAGACACGGCUACACGCUGAUCCCCGGUGUAUCUCCGACAACAACAUGUCUCAACAAUUUCACGUGGUCCGCGAUCCCAGCGCUUUGCCAGAUGGUGCAGUGCCCGAGCCCGACCAUCAUCAACGGGAGAGAGAUGAGUGCGAAGCAAGACAAGUACAGCGUCGGGCAGCAGGUGGAGUUCCAGUGCGACCUGGGCUACAUGAUGUGGGGCAGCCAGAGGGCUCAGUGCUGGUCGGACGGGACGUGGAAACCCCCGGUGCCGUUCUGCGAUAAGGUCUGUCCCCCCCCUCCGCACAUCACCAAUGGGCAGCACACCGGCUUGAGAACAGACCUCUUCCCCUACGGCAUGGAGGUGAAGUACAGCUGUGCCUCGGGGCUGUCCCUCAUCGGGGACGAGUCCAUCUACUGCACCUCCGAAGAUGGGGUGAACCUGACGUGGAGCGGCCCUGCCCCGGAGUGCAGGGUGGUUCGCUGCCCCAGGCCCGUGGUUGCCCAGGGAAGGAUGGUUCUGCCAUGGCACACGUUCCCCUAUGGGAUGUCCGUGCGCUUCUCCUGCAAUGAAGGCUUCGUGCUGCACGGCAACGCUGAGAGCCGCUGUGCAGCCGAUGGCAGCUGGCAGCCAGCCCUGCCCAAAUGCCAGCCAGUUCUGUGUCCCAAACCACGAGUUGCCAACGGAUGGCUGACAAGCACUGAUCAGACGUGGUACCCUGCAAACGCCACGGUCACAUUUGAGUGCCACAAGGGAUACCAACUCUCAGGCGAUGGAGAGGACGUGUUCAAAGGCCCUUGGACAGCCACGUGCUUGGCUGAUGGCAACUGGACAGCAUUGCCCAAGUGUAAGAAGCCAGGUGAUGCUGAUGUGUGCGGAGAGGUUGCUCGUAUUCAGAGCGUCGUCUCCGAUUGCCACGUGCCGACAGAGGAUGUGAAAACUCUGCUGGAAAUACAAAAGCUCUUCCUGGAGAUCCAAAAACUGAAGGUGGAAUUGCAAGGACUGAGCAAGGAGGACCUGGAGCCCAUCCUGCAUUGAACCGCCUUCCCUCUGGCACAGUCCACGAUACCACAGUACCUAUAAGAAGGCUCCUAGGAACUGUAUAGGUUGUGCUUCUAUACAUAAGGCCAGAUCACUUCUGCCAUGCUACGUGCUAGAGCACAGAGGGGUUUUUGCCCUAACCCUCAGAUAGGACAUGCUUGAUUCGCUGUGUACCGCUUUUUGCUCUAGGAAGCAAAGCAAGAAGGUAAAUCGAGCUUCUCUGAGUCAUUGCAUAAAUUGUGCUAAGCUGAGAGAAGUGGGACUGAAGUCUGGGAAAGCAAACUCCUGGCAGAGGUGAGCUGCCACGGGUGUUUGUGUACAUUGCCUAUCUAGAAAUAGCAAUGGAGUGAGUACUGAGCUGCAUCACUUCCUAGUAACCUGCGUCAUGAUCUCAUGGUUUCUUCUCAUCUAGCAGUGUCAGGGCAGUAACAAAACCAGGCUCUAAAACCUAUUUGCUUAUCCCUGGAUUGAAGAGGUAACAGGAUUCUGUACUUGAGAGAUGCCAGUGUUGGUCUCAUCUUCCACACCCCUGUGUCUGCGAGCAAAUGCUAAGAAUAGAUGGCACAAGUUGAAGCACAGAGAAUCAGAUAGCAAUGAUUUCUCUUAUUUCUCUUCAAUAAACAAUAAUCCCUUGA
This is a messenger RNA of Numida meleagris (helmeted guineafowl), 5387 nucleotides long. Its product is annotated as complement receptor type 1-like. The transcript is spliced from 23 exons. Bases 1084 to 4749 code for a protein of 1221 amino acids. NCBI's taxonomy places the organism in Eukaryota, Metazoa, Chordata, Aves, Galliformes, Numididae. The record is from RefSeq and is a predicted model, not a curated record.